ACAGAUAAAGAUCUUCAGAAUUAUCUACCUGGCACACCACAACAGACAGAGAAAGUGGAAUACUCUGCAACAUGUAAAGCAAAUCCUUCUGAAAGCUAUAUGACCAAAGCUCGCUUCUUGGUUCCACCUGGCCUUGAACAUUUAAGCAAGAUGCAGCAAAUUAUAAUUCAUCAGCAGACAGAGCUCUUGGGGGUUUUUCUUGGUACCGAGAAGAGCAAUAAGUAUGAAAUAAAGGACAACUUUGGACAAAGAUUCUAUUUUGCCACAGAGGAAAAUGAAUAUUUCAAUAAAAAUUUCUGUGGGCCUGUGCGGCCAUUCACCAUGCGGAUUUCUAAUAGCAGAGGUCAGGAAGUAAUCACCAUCAUCCGGCCCUUGAGGUGCAUCCAUUGUUGUUUUCCCUGCUACUUGCAAGAGUUAGAAGUACAGGCUCCUCUUGGUACAACUGCUGGUUUCAUUGUCCAGAAGUGGGAUCCUCUGUUGCCAAAGUUCAUUAUUCAAAACGAGAGCAAAGAAGAUGUACUGAUAGUCAUUGGUCCUUACUUGACAAGCAGCUGUUUCGGAGAUGUAAUUUUUGAGGUGAAGACCCUUAAUGAAGAAUCCACCAUUGGAAAGAUUUGUAAAUACUGGUCUGGAUUUGUCAAUGACGUUUUCACCAAUGCAGAUAAUUUUGGGAUUGAGUUUCCAGUAGACCUGGAUGUAAAACUGAAAGCGGCAUUGAUCGGCACUUGUUUCCUUAUUGAUUUAAUGUACUUUGAACAAUCUUCAGAUGGAAUUUGAUGGCAACUAAACCAAAGCACGGCUGACCAAGGAAAUAAAUUUAUUGCUUUAGCUCCAUUUAUUUGUAUUAAAUUGGCUCCUGUAAGAAAUGUGUCCAGUUUUUCUCAUGCAAGACUAAGGCCCGAUGCACUUGAAUAUGGCAUAGCUAAGCACAUUUAGGGGCUAGUUUAUCAAAUAUCUAAGAAUCUCUCCCAGCAGUUUGAUAUUUUCUCUUUUUCUCAAAACAGCUGUAAGAAAAACAUUACCUGAUAACAAAUGUAUAAGUUACUACUCUUCUUUUGAGAUUCAUUCAGUGUUUUAACGGUAUAAACAAUGGAACUUCUGAGGUACAGGAUGUGUGAAAUACAUAUUAUUAAAAAAUAUGUUCAACUUAAGAUAUUAGGGCUCAUUUGCUAAUGGCAGCGCAAGGUGGAAAAUGCAAAGAACAGGUGCAAGUGGCCUCUAUGGGAGUAGGAAGAACCUGUGGUGCCCCAUAAUAAAGCCCUGCCUGCAUUCACCAUAUUCAUAAGGAGAGGUGGGGGGGCACAAAAGCAUCCCCACUCCUGUCUCUACCUGUCAGGUAAAUUAGGGAGCACUGGCAGAUGCUCUGCACCACACAUCUGAUAUUUAAUCCAGUGUUUUAUAGACACAAAUUUAGUAAUUUGUACUUUGCUAAUCAUAACAUAGGUACAUUACUGUAUAAUGCUAACAGGACAAGAGGGAUCUGCAGUAUAUAAUCCUAGAUUAAUUGUAGAUAUCCCCUUUUAUUUUGUACAAGAAUCUAAUCCACUGGAAGGUAGUUCUUUUAUCUGGCACAUUUCCCCUGCUGAGAAAAAGUUUGUUAAUGUCUCCCGUUAAUAUUGCGAAACUCCAAAAUUAAUCAGUGAGUUGUGUAAAAUGGCAUAUGUGUAAAUGUUUAUCCAUGGCGGUAUCAAAACUUUCAGCCAUUAUCUGCAGACUUCCCAGGCACACACAAGCUUUACAAAUGUUAAACAUUUUAUUGCUGUUGUUUCAGAGCUGCCAAUUAUUCUUUUAUGCAAAAUGUUUACUUUUUCUGUAUUAGUCACGUCCUGGGUUGUUGUUGCCAGAAGUUAAUAUGUUCCUGUUGCGAAAGCAAUGAAAUGAUCAUUAUACAGGUAUAAUAAAUUAACCC
Molecule: messenger RNA, 1909 nt
Organism: Xenopus tropicalis (tropical clawed frog)
Lineage: Eukaryota; Metazoa; Chordata; Amphibia; Anura; Pipidae
Gene: plscr5
Product: phospholipid scramblase family member 5
Exons: 6
Coding region: 100-777 (225 amino acids)
Biological process (GO): plasma membrane phospholipid scrambling
Molecular function (GO): phospholipid scramblase activity
Source: RefSeq, a predicted model, not a curated record